Aureobasidium namibiae CBS 147.97 is the source of this 441-nucleotide messenger RNA. RefSeq lists its product as uncharacterized. The transcript is spliced from 2 exons. The coding region runs from base 1 to 441 and encodes 146 amino acids. The record is from RefSeq and is a predicted model, not a curated record. Lineage: Eukaryota; Fungi; Ascomycota; Dothideomycetes; Dothideales; Saccotheciaceae.
AUGAGCAGUAACCGCCCAUUCUUCUCAAACUUCUGGGCCACUUUCCGUGCCCACUCUGCCACCUUACCAAAGUCAAAUGCAUCCAUCUCGACCACUUCCUCAGCCGCCGUAGCUGUUGCUUCUACACACUCCCAGACUGUCUGGUCAUCGACUCCAGCAAUAAAUCCUGCUCAAUCUUCUCCGACCUCCGCUUCGGCUCCUCGUGCCAUCAAUUCAAAGACGCCAUCUUCCAAUCAACCCACUACCACCCCCGCUAGGCGCAAUCGCAGAGGGUCAGACAGUAGUUCUGAAGGCGGCAUGGGCUACAGAGACGUUCUUGGAGCUGAGAAGUGGUACGUUGGCGGCAGGACCGCUGCAGGCGAAGAGAGAUUCUACAAGCUCAGCAUGGUACGCCGCGACACGAGUGCUGAUCGCCUCAGUGCUGACAGGCUGAGCCUCUGA